AUGCUGGGAACUGAGGUGACAUCUUCGGAUGUGGGAGGCUUCGUUGCCGGCGACACCGUGGUGGCCAGCCGGGAUCUACGCGUUCGCGGUCGGGUGGUGGUGCGACAGGGCGGCAGCGGGUACGUGGUGGGCCCCGCCUCGUCGUCUGGGCGCAUCUGCGUGCAGUUCGAGCAGCGGGAGGACCAAAGCGAGAACCGGCUAAAUUGCCUGCCCGAUGAACUCAGGCACACCUUGCCCGGGGGCUACUUGGCCGGCACACGUGUCCGCUCCCGCCGCCCGCUGGAGCCACCCAGCGGCGUGGUGAUCCCGGCCGGAAGCUUCGGGGUGGUGAUCGGCCCUGCCCGGGAUCCGCUUUUUCGGCGGCUUUUGGUGCGCUUUGCCCUGAACAGCCAGGAUCACGUGGAAGAGUUGAUUUGCGACCCCUCGGACGUAGAGACCAACAUCCCCGGCAACUACCGCCGCGGCAACGCGGUCAUUGCCACGCGUGACCUGCGCGUGGGCGGCCAGGUCGUGGUCCGGGAGGGUGUCUUGGGCACUGUGGUGGGCCCCAGCAGCUCCGAUUCCCAGCACCGGGUCACCGUAAGCUUCAGCCAGCGGGAGGAUGGGAGCAGAAACCGCCUCAACUGCGUGGUCAACGAGAUCAAGCUGUACCUGGCGGGCGGUCUCGAGGUGGGCGCGCGCGUGCAGGCAGUGCGGCCUAUCAGCUACGACCGCCUGGCGCCGGUGCCUGCGGGGUCCAUCGGCACCGUGGUGGGCCCGGCCUCUGACGAGCCACUCGCAAGGAUCAUGGUCCGCUGGGACUCGGCGGUGCAGAACGCUCCUUCCGAGCGGGACGCCCACUCGGAUGACGUGCGGCUCAUGAUUGCCGGGGGCUUCCGUCGCGGGGAGACGGUGCUGGCGGCCAAAGACUUGAGGGUGAAGGGCGUCGUGGUGGUGAAGCAGAACAUCUUGGGCACCGUGGUGGGUCAGAGCGCCACGGACCCCGCGGGGCGGGUGACCGUGGCCUUUGCGCGCCGCGAGGAUGGCAGGAGCAACAACCUGAACGUGGUGCCGGCGGAGAUCCAACACAUGCCCUGCACCGGGGGCUUGGUACCUGGUGACAGGGUGGCCGCCUUGCGAACGCUCCUGGUGGUGCCCAAAGGCGCCCAGGGCGUCGUGGUGGGCCCCUCCUGCUCCCAGUCCAGCCGUGUGGCGGUGCGCUUUUCGCCUGCGGAGAGCAGCGGCGACAAGGAGGGCGGGGAGGAGGUGGUGCUCCAUGUGGAGCCCGAAGACCUCAAGGUCUUGAACGCCAUUGCGGAGGACGUGGACGAUGCCGCUGCCACGGCCAUCACCGAGGACGACACGGAGGACGGGCCGUCGCUGGCAGGGGGCUACAACCGUGGGGAUGCCGUGGCGGCCACACGGGACCUGCGUGUCGGCGGAAAGGUCGUGGUGCGCGCCAACAUCUUGGGUACCGUGGUGGGCCCAUCAGGUCAAGAUCCUGUGAGCAGAGUCACUGUGGCCUUUGCGUGGCGCGAAGAUGGGAAGAGUAACAAUCUGAACGUCAUCGCCAGCGAGAUCCGGCGAGUGGACACAAACUGCGCGGAGAAGGGGGAGAUUUGCGCGAUUUGCUUGGCUGAGCUGGACUCGGAGAGUGAGGAGGACAUUUGUCGCAUGACGUGCGGGCAUUUGCUGCACAAGAGCUGCGUCACAGCCUACCUCAACCACCAGAACAUGGCCGGGGCUCCGCCGACGCGGCAAGCACCAGGUGUGCCAGUGGUCCCCCUCAAGCCUGCGCAGUGCCCGGUCUGCAGAAAGGAGAUGCUGCCAUAG
Molecule: messenger RNA, 1812 nt
Organism: Effrenium voratum
Lineage: Eukaryota; Dinophyceae; Suessiales; Symbiodiniaceae
Source: the annotation of a GenBank genome assembly